Molecule: messenger RNA, 2003 nt
Organism: Daldinia vernicosa
Lineage: Eukaryota; Fungi; Ascomycota; Sordariomycetes; Xylariales; Hypoxylaceae
Product: WD40 repeat-like protein
Exons: 4
Coding region: 323-1396 (357 amino acids)
Biological process (GO): RNA export from nucleus; transcription-dependent tethering of RNA polymerase II gene DNA at nuclear periphery
Cellular component (GO): nuclear pore
Molecular function (GO): ubiquitin binding; RNA binding
Source: RefSeq, a predicted model, not a curated record
CGUUAAACUUCACGUCCAUGUCAAAAACGCUUCAUCUUCCAUUUCGCAUUCCGCAUUCCGCAUCCUGCAUAACAAUAACGGCGCAUCAAAACACCGUACCCUUAUACGUACUAAUUUCUAUACAAUCUACUUCUACUUAGUACCGGUGCAGAUUUCCCAGCGGUUCGCCUUAAGCUUUCGAAGCUAUUAUUGUUUAUUCCGAAGGGCAGCCUCGUGCUGUAUCCUGUAUAGCCGUCGCCGCCAUAUUUACCAACCGCCAAUCUUCAAGAAGUACCAGCAUUACAUAUCUAUACGGCUGUAACGGCCAGCAUCGCAAUUCGAUAUGUCGGGACUCUUCGGAAGCAGCUCUGCUGCAUCGUCUUCUGGUAACACGAUUGGCGACUUAAAGAACGAUGUUGCCCUUACGAAUCCCCCAAGUGACACAAUCUCAGACCUCGCCUUUUCUCCUACCUCAGACAUCUUGGCCGUCUCAAGCUGGGACAAGAAGGUCCGUAUAUAUCAGAUUGCUGCCAAUGGUUCUAGUGAAGGGAAGCAUAUGUAUGAACACGAGGCCCCUGUUCUCAGCAUAGACUUUUCCAAAGAUGGCAACAAAAUUGUGUCUGCCGGUGCCGACAAGCAGGCUAAAGUCUGCGACCUACAGACCCUCCAGACGGCGCAGGUAGCCGCGCACGAGCAGACCGUCCGAUGCGCACGCUUCUUCGAGCUACCCAACUCGAACGGUCCAAUGCUCGUGACGGGCUCGUGGGAUAAGACCAUCAAAUACUGGGACCUACGACAAAGUACGCCCGUCGGAUCUGUCACUUGCCAAGAACGUGUAUAUUCCAUGGAUGUGCGUAAUUCGCUACUAGUAGUCGGCACUGCGGACCGCUACAUCAACGUCGUCAACCUCCAGGACCCCCUUAAUUUUUAUAAGACACUUCAGAGCCCCCUUAAGUGGCAGACUCGCGUAGUUAGCUGUUUUACAGAUGCUAGCGGGUUUGCUGUUGGCAGUAUCGAGGGUCGUUGCGCCAUCCAAUAUGUGGAAGAGAAGGACGCGAGCUCCAAUUUCUCAUUCAAAUGUCACCGCGAUCCGCCUCAGGGUAACACGACGCAGGUAUACGCCGUCAACGACAUCUCAUUCCAUCCGCAGCAUGGAACGUUCAGUACAGCCGGUAGCGACGGCACGUUCCACUUCUGGGACAAAGAUGCGAAACACCGGCUGAAAGGAUACCCCUCGGUAGGGGGUAGCAUCACGGCGACGACGUUCAAUUCGGGAGGCACCAUCUUUGCGUACGCGGUCGGAUACGACUGGAGUAAAGGUUACAUGGGUAAUAGCCAGAACUACCCCAAUAAGGUCAUGCUACACCCCGUCCAGGGAGACGAAUGCAAGCCUCGCGCGACCAUCAAGAAGCGGUAGAGCGCCUAUGGCUCAGGGUGACCUAAGGUGCGCGUGCUGGAUAAACAAGGCGAUUGGAAUAUGGAGGAGUAAUCAUGGUAGGUCAGGAAGAAGGCAGCAGCUAUUGGCAUGUCGUCGUGGCUGCUACUUGCCCACGCAUAUAUCCAACAGAUUGGUUUGCCGAGUAGGCGGAUAAUCAGAAUGUGGCUUAUACGGGCCCCGAGUCUGCCUCGCAGGAAGCGGAAAGGGAAAAAAAAAGAAUAAGAGAUGUUGUAGGAAUAUAGCUACCGUAUACGGUAGAGGGCAGAGAGGAGAGGGCUGGCGGACGACACGAUACCAUGUGACUUUAUCUACGUAGGUAGACAGGCAGAUAGAGAAUACGCCCUUGUUAAUGCAUAGUACCUAGGUACUCACCAGUUCUCUGCGGAAUGUUGUGGAGGCGGCAGUAGGAACGACACGAUGGGAGGACACGAUGGGAGAGGUGGGCGCGCCAGUCUUCUUAGGUCCACCCAAUAGAAGGUAUCCAUACCGGUAAGCACCUAAGAUUCAACGCCUCAUAGGUCUCAGCCCUCCAACGUGGUCCAAUGGGAUACUUGACGAACUAUGUGCGAUACGACACGGCAGCGGG